GAGUAGGUUGGGCAUUCAGUCAACAUAUUAGUUCCUGUGAUACGAUUUUGAUUUCAUUCAUUGCUUACCUUCUUUAGCGGUUGCUGUACCAAAGAAUUUAUUAACGUCAUUUGUUUAUUACACAGAGGCAAGAAAUAUAAUGGAUUCAUCCAUGUGCAAUAAUUGUCUAACGUUGUCCCAAAAAUCUUGGUUGUAUGUCUUCGUAGUAGCCAAGCUAACCUUAACUUCAGGUGAGUAAACACGUUAAAAAAUUUACUACGAAAAUUACUACAACUUCCACGUGUAGCGACGAACUGUUCUCGGUGGAGUAACGAUUUCUUCAAAUUUCGUAUAGAAAUCUAACAAAACUUUCAACAAAAUAUAUUGGUUUUAAAAAAUCUGUUAAGUUGAUACUUCUUUGACAACAAGAGCUGUUGCAAUUUUCUCGAGUUUGGUUGGCUAUUCAGUCAAGCCUGUUUCCGUCCGAUAAAUUGUAUCGUGAAAUUGACAAGGGUUUCUCUUAGUGAAAGUGCAAGUGAAAGCUAUUCCACUCAGGAAUUUUUGUUUCUCGAUCGUACGAUUCUCUCAGGAGGAAACCUUUCGUGUUUUGAGAAGCUUGUAACAUCUAACAUUACGCUUGAAAGUGUUUGAGAUUGAUUGAUUGAUCGAAAUCAAUAGCAUUUCUGAAGAACUUUUAGUUGUAUUAUUUUGUAGAUAGAUCUUUCACAGGGAAUAAUUAUUUGUCUCUUCCUUGCGCCUCUGAGUAGAGCAGGCCAAGUUUCCUGCGGCCGGCCUUGAUCAUUUUUGAAGGACGCUGGAGUGUAGGAAAUACCGCGCAAAUGUGCGAUGUAAACGCGAUCACUGAGAUUUAUUACAGUGUUUCGUGAUCUUAAAUGUGGCAACGAAAUUGUACCGAUAACGUGGGCCGACUCGCACUAAUUUUCACAAACUGAGAGAUUGUGCUUACGAAAUCACUUUUGAUUUACACUAACAAUGCAAGUCGCAAAAUGCGCGGAAUUUGCCACCUUUAGUUGAAAUUUAUUUAUGUACAAAACAGUUGCUCUGGCGUUUGUUUUGUGGUUCUUAAAACACCUUCAUUGAAAGAUAUCCCAGCCAUUUCAAACAAAUGCUUUGGGCAUUGCAUCCUCCUUACAUAUCAAGACCAAAAGGUAUCAAAAUUUCUACUCUCGAAAGAUCUAAGAGUACUCUUUAAGUCAGAUCGGCUUCACUAUGUAAACAAUCAUGUUGGCCACCGCUUCGAAAUUAAUUUUUGUAGCAAGUAAUAUUUGUUCCUCCCUUGCAACCACCAAAGUUAAUUUACAUACGGCUGGCGUGCCCUCUUCCGUUCAGUAGUAACUUUUUAUAUGUUAAAAGUUCACCAAAGUCCUCGACUCCUCAAGACACAGUUACUCCCAAAUAUGGUUAAAUUGCAGAAUACCCUGCCACUCAUUUACAUGUCAUUGAAUGAGAAUAGCGUCUAUUGUGUUAGCCUCACGACACAUGUAACUGAGGUGUUACUCCCAAAAUAGUUUCUUUCUUUGCAAUGUAUGUACUUGUUAAAUAUUGUGGUGAUUUCUUCCUCUAAUUCCCAUCAUGCUGCUGUUGUAGAGCAUACUAACCUGAGCGUGCUUGCCCAACCUAAGUUAGGUUACCAAAAUUCUUUGUGAUAUUAAUUUUAAAGGGCACCAAAAUUGGAAAAAUAUCACCAGUCAUGACAAACAAACAAACAACUCUAGAUAGUAGCUUUGUGAUAAUUAAUUUUAUGAUGCCUGGACUCUAUCGCAAUUUUUAAUUGACCAUCCUGUACUAUUAAUAAAGGGGUAAGUUUCUAAAGAAACUGUGGUGCUGCGUCGGUGGGAGAGUAUAGCAGGUAAUUUAGUGUUAACAACUGGGUUGAAAACGUAAAUUAGCCACCGUAAAGGGUAAAAAAGCUGACGUUUCAAGCGUUAGCCCUUCGUCAGAGCGAUUGACGAAGGGCUAAUGCUCGAAACGUCAGCUUUUUUACCCUUUACGAUGGCUAAUUUACGUUUUCAACCCAGUUGUUAACACUAAAUUACCUGCCAUCCUGUACUAUUGUUUGAAUUAAAAUAUUCUUAUAACUAGCACCCUUUAUUUAUGUUAUUCUCUUGUUUACAUUUGUUCAUACACUCUUCUUUCCUUGAGUAUCAUUCUCAAAUAUAUAUAUUGGCCAUGUUUAAGAGUUAAUAUACUAAUUGUUACUUAUAAUAUUUUAAUUCAAUCACUUUAGUUCAGGUCUCUGCAAUACAACUCCCAGAGCAAUCAUGUAAACCAAGACCAGUAGUGUUGGGUGACCAGACUGAAGGUUACAAACCAUACCAUGUGUUGCUGUACCGCUGCUCAGGAACUUGUGAUGACAUCAACCCAGUGCGUAAACCCUGCAUACCAUCAACCACAAGAGAAAUUGACAUUAAAGUGCAUGAUCCCUCCAAUGGAAAAGAUAAGAUCAUUAAGGUUCUAAAUCACACAAGUUGUGAUUGUGAAUGCAACCUUGACUGUGAUUUGGAUAAUGGCCAGGUUCCAGAUGGAGAUCAAUGUAUCUGCAAAUCUGGACCGUUGCCAUCUGGGGGGAAACCUGAUACAGGUAGGUAAUGACUGUAUAAGAUAAUGAAAGUAGGAAUAAAUGAAGUUUUUCCCUCAAUCAAGAUGAUAACAAAAUUCUUGAGUAUGAUUGGCUAACACAAGCCCGAUUUGAGCACUUACAGGCAGUGUACACAUCCUGCUUGUUAUUGGACAGUGUAAUAGGACAGUUAAAGGACAGUUAACACAUCAUGCCUGUGUAAGUUGACAGAAUGCAUCAUGUGUGCGCUUUUGACUCAUUUUGCUGAGUUAACUGUUGUUUGUUUGUUUAUGAAAAAAACAAAAAACUGAUGUCUAGUUUCUUUUUCAAAAUUUGCCAUAGUUUUGAUUUAUUGGUAAUGGACUUUGUGUCAUCCAAUUCUGUCUGUAAUCAUACUUGUGAUUAACAAAUCAGACUCCCGCUUUGCAGUUGUCCAAUUUUGUUAAUAACUUGUAUGAUUACCAAUUGAAUUGGAACACACAAAGUACUAUGACCAUUAUUAACUUGUGAACCUCUGCUGACAAAAACCCAGGUACAAUUGGUUUAAUAAUUAUUUUAACUUUGUUUUUAAUAGAGGAUAUUCUGCCGUACAAGAUUGGAUUGUAUGUGAUGAGUGUUGUGGCAUUUUGUGCUUUGGUUUUUGGAAUGAUCAUGUAUGCUAAGAGAAAAAAUUCCUGAAGAGGGUUAAGCAACCUUGCUGCAUGGGGAAGGGACAUGAAGGUUCGUAGUCUAUUCAACAAACAUUAAACAACAACAUGUAUUUAGGUCACAAAAUAUACACAAUAGAAACACAAUUUUCUAUCAUAGUUAUGAAGAAUAUCAAUGGUGUCUCGAUCAGUGUCAAACAUUUGUAGCUCUAGUACUGCUUUAUGAAUAGUAUUUAGGUUCAUGAGCAGUUUCAUCAUUUGUUUCAAGUUUUUGAUACAGAACAUGUAUAUCAAGUGCAAAAUUAUUAGUAAGGGAGGAAAUUAAGAUAAAUCUCUGUUGUUGAAUAUUCCCUUAGACAGUCACAUGAAUUUGGUUCUUUCCAUUUGACUUUCCAGUAACAACUCUGUAAUGAUUUGUGUUAUUUUUUUUACGCAGACGAUGCUGUAUGAAGACAGAUUUGGAUAAAAUAUAAUGCAUGGUGUACAGCAUUAGAAGGCUUAUCCUAUGAUUACUGGCAAUGGUCAUGGCAAACAAUUUUAGGGAUAUUUAGGUAUCUGUAAAGGUUAAACACCCAUGAUCACAAGUAGACAUAAUUGUUUAGUUUAUGUACAUACUAGGUUUAUAUAUGAUUUUGUUUACAGCCUAAGGCUAAAUAGGUCAGUGAAUGAAGAUAGUCAUGUUUUUACACUUUGUAAAUAGUUAACUUAACAUAUACUUGAGAAUGAAUACUUCUAGAACUCUUUGAGGUACACCUAAUUGAUUGAAACUGGCAAGUCUGACACCAUACCACAAGUUUGAGGUAUGAAAAAUGAAAACUUUGAUUUCUUCCAACAACCAAUUUUUUGUCUAACAGUAAGUAAGAGUUCUAACUGCUUCAAUCGAGACAUUUGGGAGAAGUGUUCUCUUGAAGUUGCACAAUAUAAAACAGAAAAAGAGGAUCCCUAUACUUUUAAGCAAAGUGUGAUUGGCAAUUUCUUUUCUUGUGAAACAUGAUUUCAAUUUUUUUGAGCGGAAUUGUGAUUAAAGAUGAUAAGAUCUUUUCAUGUCCUCAUGGGUAAUUUUUUUUUAAGAGUCCUGUAAAUGAAGGGCUGAAAUAAAUUUAUUUCGGAAACAUUGUUUUUAGAAAACAUUUGCAUUGUUCUCCAAUAGCUCUGGUUAAGUAAUGACAAAAUGUGGACUUCAUACAGAUCAAAGAAAGUCAUAACACAGACCAAUAAUGGGUUUUGUGUAAAUAGAAUAAGUUAUCAUCAUAAACUGAGUUUAAAAUGAGAAAAUUUUAAGUUGUAAGUUUGUGUUUUAUUUUAGGUGAAACCUGAUUGUUUCAAAUUUUGCGUCCAUGUGAAAAAAAUUUUGGAUGUUGUGCGCAAUGCUUGAAAAGGCCAAAUAUUUCCCUGGACUAAGUUUAACAAAGGGGUAUAGGGAACCCUUAAGAGAAGUCCAUAUCUCCAGGAACCCUCAAGAAAAGUCCAUAUCUCCAGUUGCAGUGUCUGUAGUACUUAAAUACAUGUUAAACAAUAUUUGUUUUUCUUGCUGUAGAGAUGUCUCCUCCAACAGUGGAACAUCAAAGGGCCUAUGGUUCACUGUACCAAACAUUGAUAAUGCAAAGUCAAUCAAUAUUUCAAAUAUCCUUAAUGGAUUUAAGGUUGUUCAAAAGAACAUUUUAAAAUUGAGAAAUAGUUUGUUACAUCAAGUAGCAGUUAGUUAUUGUAUAGUGAUAUUUGUAGGCAUUAAUUAAGAAUUAGAACACUUGCCAGGAAAAGGAAAGAGGUUAGCUGUAAGGUCAGGAAAUAACACAAUUUGCACAACUGUAAAAAUACUGUCAGUGUUCACAGUUGUAUAUCAUGUUCAUUUGAGAUUAAUUGAAAAGAAACCAUUACAUUUUGAAGUCUAGAAAUGUUAGAAUAUACAAAUUUGCAAUUUGUUGAUUUCUAAAUAUGGAUUUUUUUUAUCCUUUCUGGUUCUCUGCUGUGCUUGAUAACGGGUUUCAAUUCCUUAAUUAUAUUAAUAUUACAUUGUACUUAACUUGUAAAAUAAAGUGUG
This is a messenger RNA of Pocillopora meandrina, 5245 nucleotides long. The record is from the annotation of a GenBank genome assembly. NCBI's taxonomy places the organism in Eukaryota, Metazoa, Cnidaria, Anthozoa, Scleractinia, Pocilloporidae.